UCGCCAUCACUUCCCCUCGGCUGCGUGGAUCAGCUCAGCCUAAAUGACCACAAACGGUUAACGGAUGGAUUAUAAGAUGGAUGGAUAUUUGGACCAGCAAGUGCCUUACCCUUUAGCAAAUAAGUCGCAAGGAAAUGGGCCCCUAAAUAGACUGUUGAUGGCAGCAAAAAGGAAAUUCAUGGACACAGAAUUACCCCCUCAGGAAUCUGAAGACCUCUUCCAAGAUUUAAGACAACUCCAAGAGACAUGGCUCACAGAAGCUCAGGUUCCAGACAGCGACGAGCAGUUUGUUCCUGAUUUCCAUUCUGAGAACUCAGUGGCGUUUCAUAGUCCUCCAGUCACUAUCAAGAAGGAACCACAGAGUCCAGGAUCUGACCCCAGCCAGUCCUGUAGCCACAAACAAAACUUCAACUACCCCAGUGGAGAGCAGUGCCUUUAUGCCAGUGCCUAUGAGCAAAAGAGGGCUGCAGGAGGAGCAAAGAGCUCCUGCCCAGGGCCCCCCAUGUCUCCUAUGCAGCAGCAUUACUCCCCAAACCCUGCAGCAGCUGGACGGCCAGACGCCGGCUACCUGAACCCAGCUGCCACCUCCCAACCCUUCCCCAGCAACAGUUACCAUAUCAACACCAGUUCCAGGUUUCAGGGCCCUGCAGCGGAUCCCAUGUGUCCCCAGUUCCCUCCAGCAGGGCAGACCUUCCAGAGGAUGCCUUCUGCUCCAGCCGGACAUGGCAGCAGCCGUGAGGGUAACGGAGCUGGAGGAGGGGGAGGUGGAGGUCCAGGGGGUGGAGGUGAAGGUGGGUGUGGGGGUUUUCAUCGGCAGCACUCUGACCCCUGCAUGCCCUACCUGCAGCAGAGCUUUAAGCAGGAAUACCUGGACCCGCUGUAUGAGCGGGCAGCUCGUAUGGGGGGUCCGGGGCAUGGACAUGGUCAUGGACCUCAACCCCACCCUCACCCGCAUCCACACUCACAUCCACACCGGUUCCCACCAGCCCACAUGAUGGUCAAACAGGAGCCCACAGACUACACCUAUGAACCUGAUGUGCCUGGUUGUCCCUCAAUGUACCACCACAACGAGGGCUUCCCAAACCCACAACACAGCAAUGAAGGCUAUCUGUUUGAAAACGACUCCCGCGUUGUUCCAGAGAAGUUUGAAGGUGAGGUCAAGCAGGAAGGAAGUGGUGUUUUUCGCGAGAGCACGCCUUACCAGCGCCGAGGCUCCUUGCAGCUCUGGCAGUUCCUGGUGGCCCUUCUGGACGACCCAGGCAAUGCCCACUUCAUCGCCUGGACUGGCCGUGGCAUGGAGUUCAAACUCAUUGAACCUGAAGAGGUUGCCAGACUGUGGGGCAUGCAGAAGAACCGUCCAGCCAUGAACUAUGACAAGCUGAGUCGCUCUCUGCGCUAUUACUACGAGAAGGGAAUUAUGCAAAAGGUGGCAGGGGAGCGCUAUGUUUACAAGUUUGUGUGCGAGCCCGAGGCUCUUAUCUCCCUGGCCUUCCCCGACAAUCAGCGACCCAGCCUGAAGGCCGAGUUUGAGCGUUAUGUCAACGAAGAGGACACGGUGCCCCUUUCACAUCUGGACGAGGGAGUGCCUUACACCCCGGAACAGCUUCCCCAAAACAUGGGCCCCCAGCCCUACUCCAAAGGCUACAUGUACUAAAGCCAGCCUCCAGCCUCCCCUCUACACCCACCAUCAGAUUCCCUCCUGUUGAACCAGCCCACCAUCUAUCAUCUUCAUCAUCAUCGUACACAUCCUGAGACCCCAGCACCUCUUGCACAUGCCCACCCCUUCCUCUUGUAUAUAAGGCUAUGGUGUUUUUGUUUUAAAUUAAAUCUCAUUAGGGAUUUUUGUUUUUGUUUUUAAGAGCUGCAUUCCUCUCACAUCUGAGGCCUAUUCAAUAACUAUGACUUGGUUGAAGAGAUUGCUUAAUAAUAAAUACCCAUAAUAUUACCCUCCAA
This is a messenger RNA of Nothobranchius furzeri (turquoise killifish), 1953 nucleotides long. RefSeq names its product ETS variant transcription factor 4 (gene etv4). Gene Ontology annotation, cellular component: nucleus. Gene Ontology annotation, biological process: cell differentiation; regulation of transcription by RNA polymerase II. Gene Ontology annotation, molecular function: sequence-specific DNA binding; DNA-binding transcription factor activity, RNA polymerase II-specific. The record is from RefSeq and is a predicted model, not a curated record. Lineage: Eukaryota; Metazoa; Chordata; Actinopteri; Cyprinodontiformes; Nothobranchiidae.